AUGGCUAUGAAUGACACCGCGGCCAAGGUCGAAAAGAACACAAGCAUGACCACUCCCUCCUCCACACCGGCUGCCGCCGCCGCCAACAACUCCGCGGCACCGGCCACCGAAGACAGUGCUGCUUCCACCAUUACUGUCAACACGAAGACACCGGCCACUUUCCCUCCCCCCAAGACCGACAAGCCCCGCCCCCAUGUGUGCGCGACCUGCCAGCGCUCCUUCGCCCGAUUGGAGCAUCUGAAACGCCAUGAGCGCUCCCACACCAAGGAGAAGCCCUUCGAAUGCCCCGAGUGCACAAGAUGUUUCGCCCGUCGCGACCUGUUGCUGAGGCACCAGCAGAAGCUGCACCAGACUACCACCCCGUCGUCUCGCCCCCGCAACCGCCGUGAGAGCGCCAGCAGUGCCGCGCCUGGAGCCCGCGCCCGCAAAAACAGCGUUGCCGGUCCCAACGCCGCCGCCGCCGCCGCCGCAAAUGCUGCCGCCGCCUCGAUGCGUCCGAGGGCAAACACCAUCAGCCACGUCGACGGGAACGCGAUGCAGAUGAUCGCUGCCGCCAACGCCCAGGUGGCGGCCCGUGGCAUGCCACCUGGCACACACAACCGUCACCCCAGUCUGGCCGGCUUGCCCGUGCACAACAUGGACUUCGGCGGCAUGUCGGCCGCCAUGGGCCACCGCGGCAUGUCUCACGGUCUGCCCAAGCUCGAGACGCAUAGCAUCAACCACAUGGACUUUAGCGGCCUGCGGACCGCUCCGCCCAUGGCCGUCUUCAACCCGGACUUUGACUACGGGGACCUGCUGUUCGGCCCGGGGUCCACCAUCAACCCCAAUGCUCUCCACUACAACGACUCGCCGCAGUCCAUGGCCAUGGACCAGCCCUCACCCUUCCCCCACGGCCUCACGUCCGACCUCUCGACGGCCCAGCUGGACGACAGCUUCGACUGGCUGACGGGCUUCGAGCACCAGAUGUCUUUCCAGGGCGCCGAGAACGCCGUCGACGGCUCGAGUCCCUCGGCCAUCAGCACCACCAGCCAGAGCGGCAUCAGCGAUGUCAUGGUCGACGGCUCCAAUCACCCUGCCCCGGCAGGGACCAGUUCAAUGUGGCAACCGGCCGUCAUGGGUCCUCCUCAGGUCCCCAACCCGUUUGCCAUGGAUCUAAAUGGUUCGGUCUUCCCAGAUCUCUUAAACGGAGCCCCCGUCUCACCACAACCUGCUGCGCAGAAAAUGAACGAUGCCUAUUUCUCGACGCCGCCUCCCUCUCUUAGCUCCCUCAGUCCGUCGAUGGUCUCCGGACUCUCCAACAACACGCAAAACCUCAACCACGCCGCCCUCAACUUCAGCCACCACGCCGGCCCCGAGACGCCCUCAUCCCUGACGGGCGGCAACCACGGCGUCUCGCCCGUCUCCACCAUCACCGAAUCGACCCGUGGCGCCAUCGUCGGCGCCCUGUCACAGUGCUCUCCAUUUGGAGGACGGAGAUACUCGUUUGCGACCCCGAGCUCGCCAUUGUCGCCGGGCUUUCAGAACACGGCCAACAGUGUUCCAGACCAUGUAAAGAAUUUACCUAGCACUCAAGACUUGCAACGAUAUGUUGGCGCUUACCUUCGUUACUUCCACCCUCAUCUGCCGUUCUUGCACAUUCCCACUUUGACCUUUGAGAUGCCGCCCUCGGCUGCCAACCGCUCUAGCCCCGUCGGUGGGAGCGGCUGUCUCAUCCUUUCCAUGUCUGCCAUUGGCGCCCUGUACGAAAUGGACCACGUCCAGUCCCGGGACCUGUUUGAGAUGGCCAAGAAAAUGAUUCAACUGUACCUUGAGGAACGGCGGAAAGCCGACGUGAGAAAGGCCGACUUACGAAGAGCCCCAGCAGCACCCGAGUCGUCGACGUCUCAUCAUCAUCCUCACCAGCAGCAGCAGCAGUAUCCCCAGGAAUCCUCUGUCCACACUCCCGUUUGGCUCGUGCAGGCCAUGCUGCUAAACGUCGUCUAUGGCCACAACUGCGGCGAUAAGACGGCGAGCGAUAUCGCGUCGACCCAUUGUGCUGCCCUCGUCAGCCUGGCCCAGGCCGCCGAUCUCCUCCGCCCCGUUCGCGUGGAGCCCAACGACGCUCAUGAUACUCACAUGCAUGACGAUGCCAACUGGAGCGGCCUUAAGUCGGACUCUGAGGAGGAGCAGGUAGAAUGGCUGCGUUGGAGGGCGAUGGAGGAACGCAAACGCACCCUCUACGCCGUCUUCAUUCUCUCAAGCCUCCUGGUUGCCGCCUACAAUCACACGCCCGCCCUGACAAACUCUGAAAUUCUGCUUGACCUGCCAUGCGACGAGGACUUCUUCGCCGCCGAGAGCAGCACGGCCUUUGCCGCCAUGGGCGGUGUCCGCGCCGCCAACCAUAACCGGAUGACGUUCCACGAGGCGCUGGGCGACCUGCUCAGGUCCAACGAGAAGCAGCAGAAGAAGCAGCUUGCCUUCAACAAUGGGCAACAGCCCUUCGGUCAGGCCGGCAGCGGCGGCAUGAACGACGGCGACCUCAAGCCGUCCACGUUGGGUUGCCUGAUACUGAUCAACGCGCUGCACAACUACAUCUGGGAAACGCGCCAACGACACCACAACAAGGUCUGGACCAACGAAGAGACGGAGAAGAUGCACCGCCAUAUCGAACCGGCCCUGAAGGCCUGGCAGGCCGCCUGGGCAAGCAACCCGCACCAUAGUCUGGAGCGGCCGAACCCCUUCGGCCUCGGGCCACUGUCGGCCGACGCCAUCCCGCUGCUCGAUCUGGCCUACGUGCGACUCUUUGUGAACCUUGCGCGCUCCAAAGAGAAGUUUUGGCAACGCGACUGGGACGCCAUGGCCGAGGAGCUCUCUCGCGGCAGCGAAAUUGUUCAACACGCGGAACACUCGCCCGCCUCCAAUACGGAAUCGACCGGCACAGAGAACUCCGACAACUCCGUCUCCAGCUCGGUGUUUGCCGAGUCCCCGGCAACGCAGUCUUCGUCCCCAGAGUUCUCUUCUGCCAAGUUCCCUUCCCAGACCACCCAGACGGCGCCGAACCGAUCCACCUCUCGCAGGGAGAAGCACCUCCGCAAGGCCGCAUUCUACGCCGCCGACUCGCUCGCCAUGUCGGACAAGCUGGGCGUGACCUUUGCCGACUUUUCCAGCCGGGAACUGCCUCUCCAGGCGGCCAUGUGCGCCUUUGACUGUGCCCAGGUUCUGGCUGAGUGGGUUGCGACACUGCAGGAUCGAGUCGGCCGGUAUCUCGGCAUUCUCGGCCAAGACGACGUGGACCUCUCGCAGGUCCCGGCCAUCAUGUUGUUGGAAGAGGAAGAUGUCAAACUGCUCGGAAAGGUCCGGGAGGUGCUGGCUUCGGCCGAGAUGAAGAUGAACUUUGAGCUUGUUCAGGGCAACGUUGUUGAUGUCGAUACUAGGAUGCACAUGGAUGAUCAUGCGGGUUAUGCGGCCAAAAUCCUCCGCGUCACCGCUUACAUGCUUGACAAGGCCGCCGUGUGGCCAGUCACCCACCUGAAGGCCCGAUGCCUCGAAGCACAUGCUACCCACGUGCGCGCCAGAGCCGAGAAGUCGGUGAUGACUAGCGAGUAA
Colletotrichum destructivum is the source of this 3585-nucleotide messenger RNA. RefSeq lists its product as uncharacterized. Lineage: Eukaryota; Fungi; Ascomycota; Sordariomycetes; Glomerellales; Glomerellaceae. The transcript has 3 exons. Gene Ontology annotation, cellular component: chromatin. Gene Ontology annotation, molecular function: zinc ion binding; RNA polymerase II cis-regulatory region sequence-specific DNA binding; DNA-binding transcription factor activity, RNA polymerase II-specific. The coding region runs from base 1 to 3585 and encodes 1194 amino acids. Gene Ontology annotation, biological process: DNA-templated transcription; regulation of transcription by RNA polymerase II. The record is from RefSeq and is a predicted model, not a curated record.